This is a messenger RNA of Mugil cephalus (flathead mullet), 2399 nucleotides long. Its product is annotated as cytochrome P450 1A1. The record is from RefSeq and is a predicted model, not a curated record. The transcript has 8 exons. Gene Ontology annotation, biological process: hormone biosynthetic process; progesterone metabolic process. The coding region runs from base 193 to 1809 and encodes 538 amino acids. Gene Ontology annotation, molecular function: steroid 17-alpha-monooxygenase activity; oxidoreductase activity, acting on paired donors, with incorporation or reduction of molecular oxygen, reduced flavin or flavoprotein as one donor, and incorporation of one atom of oxygen; heme binding. NCBI's taxonomy places the organism in Eukaryota, Metazoa, Chordata, Actinopteri, Mugiliformes, Mugilidae.
UGUGCGCCUCUCUCUUGUGAGUUGGCAGCAGAUCCCUUUGCAGGGGGCCCGGCUUCUGCGGCUAAGAGGGACGUCCUGUAUCUUGUGUGAGAUACUCUCAUCUACAAGUUCCCUAAAUUCAGACGUCAAAUUGCUGGCUGCGGAGUAUUACUGGUGUCUACUUGGGCAUUGAAUGUAUUUUAUUCUUUCAUCAUGAGGCCCAUCCUGUUUUGGUCUCUGCCCAUCAAUGAGAACUCUUGUGCUUCUCUGUCAAGUGUUACUGUCGCUCUGUGCGUUUUCACCCUCGUUCUGAUGGCCCUCAGGGGCCGAAAAAAGAGCGGAUUUUUCUUCCACCUCCAGCGUGACUCCCGGCUGGACCACUCCAAAUACCCUCCUCCUCCCGGACCCACACCAUGGCCCGUUGUUGGGAAUCUGCUCCAGAUGGGCGACCAAAUUCAUCUCUCCCUAACCCGUCUGAGGCUCCAGUACGGUGAUGUUUUCAAGUUGCGUUUGGGCUGUUUGACUGUUGUUGUCCUGAGUGGGUACACCACAAUCAGGCAGGCGCUGGUUCGCCAAGGGGAUGCUUUUGCGGGGCGGCCCGACCUUUUCACCUUUUCUGCCAUUGCCAAUGGGACCAGCAUGACCUUCAGUGAGAAAUAUGGACCUGCACUGCUGCUCCAUAAGAAGCUGUGCAAGAAUGCCCUGAGGUCUUUCUCGCAGGCUGAACCCAGGGGAUCCGGUGCCACCUGCCUUUUGGAGGAACAUGUAUGUGCCGAGGCGGCUGAGAUGGUGGAGGUGAUGCGAGAGCAAGCUGCUAAAGGGGAACUGGCCGGUGACGUGGAGGGCAUUGAUCCAGUGAUGCCCCUGGUGACCUCGGUGGCAAAUGUUGUCUGUGCACUCUGCUUUGGGAAAAGGUAUGACUACAAUGACAAGGAGUUUCUCACCAUUGUUCACAUCAACAAUGAGGUCCUGAGGAUCUUUGCAGCAGGGAACCUGGCUGAUUUCUUCCCUGUGUUUCGCUACUUUCCGAGUCCGUCUCUGAGAAAGAUGGUCCAGCACAUUCAGAGAAUGAACGGAUUCAUGGAACGGAGCAUCGAGGAACACAUCAACACCUUUGAUAAGAACUGUAUCCGGGACAUUACAGACGCUCUGAUCGCGCUCUGUGAAGACAGAGAAGAAAACAAGGACACAUCGUUGCUCUCCAACUCUCAGAUCAUUCACACCGUCAUAGAUAUCUUCGGAGCCGGGUUCGACACCAUCAUUGCUGGUUUACAGUGGAGCCUGUUGUACCUCAUCAAGUUUCCUGACAUCCAGUACAGAAUACACCAGGAGAUUGAUGAGCACAUUGGCUCAGCAAGGUUACCCAGGUUUUCAGACAAGCCCAAGAUGCCCUUCACAGAGGCGUUCAUAUACGAAGUCUUCCGUCAUGCCUCAUAUGUUCCUUUCACCAUACCCCACUGCACCACGAGAAACAUCACCCUAAAUGGAUACUUCAUCCCCAAAGAUACAUGUGUCUUCAUUAACCAGUAUCAAGUCAAUCAUGAUGUUGAUCUUUGGGGUGAUCCGGACACGUUUAGCCCACAGCGUUUCCUGCUUCCAUCAGGACUCCUCAACAAGGACCUGACAGAGAAGGUUCUCAUCUUUGGCAUGGGGAAGAGACGCUGUCUUGGUGAUGGAUUUGCACGACUGGAGAUGUUUAUUUUUCUCACCACGCUGCUCCACGGGCUGCGGAUUGAAAAUGUAUCAGGGCAGGAGCUGGAUCUCAGCACUGAUUUUGGUUUGACUAUGAAACCACGUCCAUACAGGAUUACUGUCUCCUCAAGGUUUUAGACCCUCUGAAACCCCGUAUUAAGGUAGAGAAGUUCCCCCGUCUUUUCAAAAGUUCAAAAAAUGUCAGAAAUUAAACUUUGCAUUUUCACUUUGACAUUAGAAGUUUGUUUUCUCAGCUUAACGAUAAAGGUUUAUAUUUGCUCAUUUGUUUGUCGUGUGGAUCCUGAAUUAGUGAAUGAACUGAAAUGUUGUAAAGUGCUGUUAACACUGACUUUGAGCUAAGUUGUUUUCUGUUGUACCUGUCAUAGGUCUUCAGGUAUUCAGUUUUCAUUCAUUUAGAAUCUCAGAAAUCUUCAAUUACCUCUUUAAAAUAUUAACCCAGACUAACCUAGACUACUAAAUGUCACUGAGCACACUGCCAUUAUACAGUGCUUUUUAUUUAUUUUUUUUUUUUUUAUUUUGAAGUAAAAACUAUUGAACAAAUGGUAAUUAGUGAAAUAAUGGCACAUACUGUAAAGCCUAACCCAUGUAAAGGUUUUACUAAACUAAAUCUAGUUCACAUAAAAGCACUAAUAUCACGCUGUGUAAAAUAAUGUUGGUGAAAACAUGUAAUAUGAAAAUAAAACAAUAUAACCUGCUUAAUCUCUGAA